Molecule: messenger RNA, 1769 nt
Organism: Alnus glutinosa
Lineage: Eukaryota; Viridiplantae; Streptophyta; Magnoliopsida; Fagales; Betulaceae
Product: RNA-binding KH domain-containing protein PEPPER
Exons: 6
Coding region: 110-1546 (478 amino acids)
Biological process (GO): regulation of gene expression
Cellular component (GO): cytoplasm; nucleus
Molecular function (GO): mRNA binding
Source: RefSeq, a predicted model, not a curated record
CGCGCGCUCUCUCUCUCUCUCUCUCUGCUUCUCUAAGACCUAAAAGCUAACUCUGUAGCCCAUUUAACUCCCACUCUCACUCUAUCUCUCUCUCCUCUCUCUGUCUCUCAUGGCGAUUCCCGAAGCCGCCGAGAAUGGGUCCACCACUGCCCCGGACUCCGACCCGCAAACAAUCCCAUCGGAAGACCCCGCUACAACCACAACGGCGGAACCCUCUUCAACAACCACCGAAACCCCGGCCGCCGCCCCGACAGAGCCCGACCCAUCAGCUCAUAACACCGAGUCCGAGUCAGCUCCCGCGUCCGAGCUUCAUGCUCCAGCCACCCCCGCAGAGAAAAAGUGGCCGGGAUGGCCCGGGGACUGCGUGUUCCGGCUCAUCGUGCCGGUCCUCAAGGUCGGUAGCAUCAUCGGCCGUAGGGGAGAUCUCAUCAAGAAGAUGUGCGAGGAGACCCGUGCCCGCAUUCGCGUCCUCGACGGCGCCGUCGGCACUCCGGAUCGCGUUGUGCUGAUAUCAGGAAAGGAAGAGCCAGAGACACCUCUUUCCCCGGCAAUGGAUGCUGUCAUACGAAUUUUCAAACGGAUCUCUGGAUUAUCUGAGAGUGAGGGCGAUUCUAAAGCAUCUGGAGCCGCUGCUGUUGCCUUUUCUUCAAUCCGGUUAUUGGUGGCAUCCACACAAGCUAUUAAUUUAAUUGGAAAACAAGGCUCGUUAAUUAAAUCUAUACAGGAGAGCACUGGUGCUUCUGUCAGAGUAUUGUCAGGAGAUGAGGUACCACUCUAUGUUGCUGCAGAUGAGAGGAUUGUGGAAUUGCAGGGAGAUACUCCAAAGGUUCUCAAAGCUCUAGAAGCUGUAGUGGGUCACCUGAGGAGGUUUUUGGUUGAUCAUAGUGUUCUUCCUCUCUUCGAAAAGAGUUAUGCUGCUCCUGUCUCACAAGAUCGCAUAGUAGAUACCUGGCCUGAAAAGUCAUCACUUCAUACUGCUUCUCAAACUGCAGUUGCCACAGAUUAUCCUCUCUCAGUCUCCACAAACAGGGAUUCUCUAUUCCUCGACCGUGAAACUCAUUUGGAGUCUCAUCUCCUGCCUUCAGGAAUUUCACUGUAUGGACAAGAUCCUGGGAUUUCUGGAAUGCGUUCUUCAGGACUCGGUCGUACUGGUGCUCCUAUUGUUACUCAGAUUACACAAACAAUGCAAAUCCCACUAUCUUACGCAGACGCUAUCCUCGGGCCUAAAGGGUCUAAUAUUGCACUCAUUCGUCGGAGUAGUGGAGCAACCUUAAGCGUGCAAGAGAGCAGGGGACUACCUGAUGAAAUCACUGUGGAAAUUAAAGGGACCUCAUCACAGGUUCAGACAGCUCAACAUAUGAUUCAGGAAGCUAUGAAUACUCACAAUGAACCAGUUACAAGCAGCUAUGGUGGGAUGGAUACUGGUUUGAGGUAUUCCUACUCUCAGUUGGGCAGUACAUCUUACCCCUCAUCUGCGUUUUCAUCGCAAUCAUAUGGUGGGUAUGGAUCUUCCAGUUUAGGGGGCUACAGUAGUUUCAGGCUUUGAAGGGGGUGAUGAAACGCUAGGGGACUGAUUUCUUUUCAAUUAAUUCCAAUUAGAGAAGAUUUCAUUCCAAAUGUGGUAUGUGUAAAGUCACCAAAUGUUUAUGCUCCGAAUUAUUUGAUACAGUCAGCCAUAAUCUGGCUAGUCAUUUCCAGGUUUCCAAGCUUGGAAACAGCUACAGCAGAUGUAAUGUGAUAGUAGUAAUUUUCUUUAUGUUCCUGAGACU